GUUUGCAUGAGUAACACUUAAUUUCUUUCGUUGACAGUCUGGUUGCAUUAAUGUUGAUAUAAAUUUCUGGAUACAGUGAGUAAAAAUUUCCAGGUUUUAACGUUAAAAUCACGAACAAUCAUGAAUCCUGUCACAAAUUUUAAUAAAAAAUCGAGAACCGACAAUUCUACGGGUACACGGUCCCGUGAUAGUGAAUCCGGUUCUCCAAUCGCAUUUAAAUACAUCUCACCGUCAAACUCGUCUUCACCAGCGAACCGAUUACAAGUAUCAUCUCCAACAUCUGUCACGUCUCAAUACAUCAAAACAUCAGUUGGGUCUUCUGUUCACUAUUCCAUCAUCCCGAGGUCUCGAUCGUCUUCUGGAGAAUGCUCACAACCGUCCAGCUCCCCGCAUUCUGCGAGUUCAACAUCGCCCGUUUCGAGAUGUUUCUCAUAUUUGAGUUCAAUAGAGAAGCUGAGCGAACUGUCUUCGGAAACAACAUCUCGCUCAUCGUAUUCGUCCUCGUCCGGAAGCUCGUCAUCGUCUCCUGAUGAUUCACAACCGAAUGUUAAGGCAACAAGCUUAACUCCAUCGCUCCACUGUGCUUUUCAGGCCGGAAAGAAUAAUAGAAGCGAAGACUUCGCUUCCAAGGCUAGUAGUGCCGCCCAACGCUUGUUUAAAAUAAAAAGUAUUUCGACCGUUCCAUCAAAUGCGAACAAUUUUAUUUUAGAAGUAAGGAGGAAAUUAGCCGAGGAAGCGCAGUCAUCCAGCAGAAGAGACUCUGAUCCUAAAAUUCAGUCUUCAAGGCGAGUGACAGAAGAAUGUGGGCAAUCUUCGACUCACUUGGACCCUAGGAAAAGAGUCUCGAUAAUCGUUGGAAAAAAGUCUUCUGAAUAUAACACGUAUGCUCCAAGUAAAGCAGUGGGAAACCCUCGUAGUACGAUCACUGUUAUUCGAGGACCUCCAUUGUCCCACAAUUGCAUUGGUAAAAUGACCACGCCGCGAAUAUCCGCAAAUUUCAGGGCAUGCAGAUCGCCUGCUAAAUCUUCUUCGAAAUCAUCUGGUCGGAUAAAUAGGCCUAGCUUAUCCACAAAGUUAGUAACGAAGAGAGAGCUUUUUACCACCGCAAGUAGAACUGUUGAAUCAGCUCAUAGAACAAUCGGAUCAGGGGCACCGAUUUCAACGCCUGAUUAUGCGUGGAAGGAAGAAUUGCAGCGUCAGACUCCUUCUCCCAUGGAUUCCACCGGCUCUACUUCUAGCGAGACUCCAAUCGAUGAUGCUCGGGAUUCAUCCUGGGGAUAUUUAUCUUCUGGAGAAAGAGACGCUGUUUCAGUUCUAGCGAGUUUUAGAACAAUGAAGGCCGAUUGUAUCGUCACCCAAGCCACGGAGACACCCCGGCACAACAGCACCGGCAAGAAACGAAGAGGCAACUUGAAUAAGGAGUCCGUGGGCAUAUUGAAGAAAUGGCUUUACGAACAUCGUUACAAGGCAUACCCCACCGACGAGGAAAAAAUGACCCUGGCUAAGGAAUCAGGGCUUACUAUUCUGCAGGUUUGCAACUGGUUCAUUAACGCUCGUCGCCGCCAAUUGCCCGGAAUGUUGCAGCAAGAAGGCUGCUCUCCAGAGAAUUAUACCAUAACUCGCAAGGGUAACCACAAGUCCAAGCGAUCCCCUCCUGGGACUGGUGACCCCGUCAACCGUGCUGGCCCAUCGCGGGCCCAAAAUCUUAAUCUUGAUCCGAUUCCGCAGGUUUCAACGACGAAUAUUGGUCAGUCCGAACAAAGUCGUCGACUAGCAACAACUCCUUUGAAUGGUCCGAGAGUAGAUGAAAAUCUUGCCAGUUUUCCAGGUUACUCAUAUCAAUCGUCUCAAUGGAAUAGCGAGCAAGCAUUCGAUCCAGCGGACCGUGUUCCUGCUUGGGUUGACGAGCAGAGGCAGCUUAGCCGUACUCUGCCUCCGGUGUUGCAAUACAGCGAGCUUUACAUCGCAGAAAUGCCUGGAAUGAACACAUAUUCGACAUGUUAUUCGGGUGGUCCAUCUCAAUGCAUAUCGCCGUCAGCGCCGUUCAUUGCCAGAGACGCAGCAAUUUUGUGUACACCAGACCCGUCUCCGCAGAUCCAAAGGGAAGGAAAUGUAUAUCUUCCGCAUUCUGAUCUAGUUGAUUCGUAUGGAUAUCUCCCUGCAGGCCCCUACGGAAUGGUCAUAAGUGAAAAUGGCACUACACCACCUCCUACCCCUCCAACUGUAAGCUCAAGUAAAAUCUCGCAAUCGCCCACCGCACCUCAAGAGCAGAACUUUUCUUUCUACAGACCGGAAAAAUCUGCGCAAUACGUUUUCGACAACUGUCACCACGGGAUGGGCUCGUGUACUGAAAAUGGGUCCGUAAUUCCUAAUGGCAUUCAGGGAUAUUCUGUCGUCGAAAAUAAUCAAGACGGUUUCCAAGUCAACGAUAAUUGUGCAAAUAUCACCAAUCAAUCGUUCCAGGCUAUGGAUGAUUCGUUAAGUCCCGACCAGUCAGAGGACCGAGCAAUGACAGGGACUACAAUGGAUAUUGACCCGCAGUCCCCACCUACCCGUGACUACAACAGUCUUCAAUUACUGGUGGACACGGCCUUAGGAAUUAUCAAGAAUCCUAGUGAGUGCAGCAGAGCCUCAACCGCCGGGCUUAGUUCGCCUGCCUCUUCUGCCUGUAGUUCGACUUGACCGAGUGGACGCUGUGGGCCCUAUCAUUCUGUACCGCUUCAUUAUCCUUAUCGUAAUGAUCUCUCCUCAACAACAUAACAAUGUUACUUCAUAUAACUAUCAAAGCAUUAAUGUGUCUAGUUUAGCCUCUAAUGCAGCCUCUAAUCAUGCAGGAGCUCAAACAUCGAGUCGAAUGUCAGGCUCAGUACUUCUAAAUCGCGACAAGAAUUGAUUAAAAUAGAUCCAUCAUUGCACUGACGACAUUUAGCUCUUUUUCAGCAAAUAAAUUCCAAUUAAAUUAAAUUAAUCAUUCAUAAUUGAUUCUUUAUGAAUCGUUUAUCAUUCAGCUUAUCGAACUUCCUUUUUAGCUGAAAAACUAAACAAGAACUAAGAUAUCUGUGGAAACUGAAAAUCACUAUUUAAAUUCUGACGUCGUCUGAGUGCUCUCCUAAAUCAAAUAACAAAAAUGACGCAUUACAUAACAAUAUAAUGACGGUUGUAUUUGCAGAGUAAUGAUGAAAUAUAUUGGAAUCUUUUUAUUAAUUUAAUCGAAAUAUUUUUUAUUUUAACCAAUUAUAAUUUUAUCUAUUUUAAGUGUAGCCAUACCUCGCUAGAAUUUGGAACUCUACUCUACAACUUGGCUUCAGGAUUUAUUAGACUCCUUAUGCUAUGCUCCUAAAUCCUUGCACGAUUUACUCCCCGAGUGCAUAAACUCUUUAUAGCACAGUAUGUUUGGCAUUUUCCUGUACUUGUCGUCUGAUUUGGCUGGUUUUUACUAACUGAUUUGAAUGUUUUCUCGAGUGAUUAUCGUUAACCCGACAACGGGCAAUCAUUAAUAUUAUAUCAUUCACUCGUCAUGCAUGCUACUAAUUCAAAAAUUUCUGACUCGCUUUCCAUAAGUAUGGUAUGUAUGCGAAAAUUUACGGUUUAUUUGUCGACAAAAAAGUAGGGAGGAGUUUAGUUGAUUAUUCUUCUAGAAUGACGGGCUUCCAUAGGUUAUCUCCAUUUGUUGGGAAUGGAAAAAUCUUAAUUAGUAAGGCUAAACGUAAGUAAUAUUGUCGCUCAUCAAUUUCUUAACCAUGCACCACCUCCAUAAUUUGACAAAUAACUGAAUUCAAGUGAGGAACGACGAUCUAUUCGUUGACUCAGAAGCCUGAAUAUAUAAUUUCAAUUAAUUGCAAUUCAUUUUAUGUUGAAGCUAUUGUUGUUUCUACAAUUCAAUUAACUUGUUGCCUGGGAGUGAAUUUAGAUCAAUAGCAGUUGUAAUCCAUUUUUUGGGGGAUAACGGGAAAGAACCUUAAUUCUUUCUGAUGAUCUGAGCACCUCAAUAUCCCAUAAACUCAGCGUUAACAAUUUGUAAAUAUAUUUUUAUGCGUCAUUCUGUAAACAAAUAAUCCUGUUCAGCAGGUUUUCCGUGCAUUGUAUCAAACUCAAGUCGUUGGAUAUAAAACAACAUCAGAUAGUUUGUUAGCGUUAAAUAAUUUAUCGAUAUAUGACGAGGUUUAAGAUUUGUAAAUAUAUUGUUGCCGUAGUGUACAAAGUUUAUGUAGUACUGUAACGCUCCUGAGCUCUAAUAGUUGAUCUUGCUCCAUAUCUUAAGUCUGCGCCUAGAUUAUCCUGAAGGUUGACAACGAUUAUGUUUUCUGAGGGAAUAUUAAUCCAACAAUAUUACUAUUAAUAUUUAGGUAACUUUAUAACCAAGAUAAUUGGUAAGUUCGUUUUUUUCAUUCGUGAAUAUGACAAACGGAAUUCGAUUAUUCUAUUAAAUGGUAUUUUUCACAACCGUCAUAUUAUAGGGGACUUGCGAUAGUUUGUAUCCAAAAGUCUGGACAGGUUCGAAUGACGAGUAACGUAGUUUAAUCGUGACCUGCUGUCUUACCGUUAUUUUCCGUGACUUGAAAUAUAUGAUACGACAUUAUUAAUUAUACUCCACCUUACGAGAAUACUUUACUGGACUUUUAGAGACUAUCUAUACUUUUUACUGGACUAGAUAGAGACUGCGUGCAAUUUUAGUUGUGCCAUGCGUAAGUUUCUAAGUGUACUGCCUUGAUGCCUGUACAAGUUUGUUUUGCCUAUCCUAUAGCCUUAACCCCUUGCGUUUUUUGUUCUGCAAGAUUAAGCAUCUUGGUUCGGAAAAGAUUUAAAAGUCGAGGAUAGGCUGUUAAUGUAAAACGCGACAAUCGUGUUCCUCAUAUUGAUCUAUUAUGACCUCUUCUUUUUUCCCAGUAUCUUUGUUGUCACGGUAGCUCGGUUGAGGUUACGGGCAACUGAUAACUUAUCAGACUUUGUUUUAUAAUGUAUUACAUAUUUUUUCUUCUAUGGGAGCAGCUGAUAGUUAUUUCAUUUUAAAUAAUGUCGCAUAUUAAUUUUAAGGAAUCCCUAGGCUAAGGCCUGGUGUGAUUAUCAAAAAUAUUGAGUCUGAAACUCUGCUAUCUCUGACUUAAAUUUGACUGCUCCGUACUAAUCGUGAUAUGCUCAAUGCUAUUUGAUAGUGUGACAGUUGGCAAUGUCAACCCAACCUCAGAAUUUUUACCACGCUUAUUUUACAACUUCAUGUUCUAUAUGUUACUGGUAAUAUUUGAUUGAAUGAAUAAUUACAAAUGCAAAUUGGUUAAGUUAUUCGAAACCUUUACAUCGGUUCAAAUUUAAGCGAAUGUAAGACUCAGUCUACAAACCAAACGUUCUAUAUUUUUGGCCACAUUACUUUUUAUCAAACCACUCAAUGUGAGCUUUAUUAUUAAUAAAUUAAUUACUGCUCAACCCCUCCACUUUUAUCCAAUUGACUUGAUAUUUCGAUUCUAAUCGCAGCUUGUAAGUUUUUUAACUAUAGCAUAUAAGUUAUUUGACUAGUGGCUAAAUUAGCGAAUAAUCUGUGCAUCACACUAAAACAAAAAAACAUCAGAUAUUUCCUGUGUUUCUCAGUUGAAAGUUAAUAGUCAUUUUAUCAGCAUUUUAAGUGACCAACAAUUUCACAAUUUUAAUUACUUG
Molecule: messenger RNA, 5649 nt
Organism: Hyalella azteca
Lineage: Eukaryota; Metazoa; Arthropoda; Malacostraca; Amphipoda; Hyalellidae
Exons: 4
Coding region: 121-2682 (853 amino acids)
Biological process (GO): regulation of transcription by RNA polymerase II
Molecular function (GO): RNA polymerase II cis-regulatory region sequence-specific DNA binding; DNA-binding transcription factor activity, RNA polymerase II-specific
Source: RefSeq, a predicted model, not a curated record